Molecule: messenger RNA, 850 nt
Organism: Pangasianodon hypophthalmus (striped catfish)
Lineage: Eukaryota; Metazoa; Chordata; Actinopteri; Siluriformes; Pangasiidae
Gene: acyp2
Product: acylphosphatase 2, muscle type
Exons: 4
Coding region: 63-473 (136 amino acids)
Molecular function (GO): acylphosphatase activity
Source: RefSeq, a predicted model, not a curated record
GAAAUCUCGCGAUAAAAAGCGGUAUUUGCGGACUCGCGAGGCGAUAUAAAUAUACGGUGUUUAUGUUUGGCUACGAUUUGAACGUUUUCUGGCUCCUUUCGCUUUUCUUCCUCUUCCCUCUUUCUCAGUUCGCCAUGUCUUCAAAAUAUGCAUCUGUAGAUUUCGAAGUUUUCGGCGAUGUUCAGGGUGUGUGCUUCAGAAUGUGUGUGGAAGUCUGUGAGUGUCUGAGUGCUCAUGUGACUGUGCAGUACACAGAGGAUCAGGCGAAAAAGCUCGGCGUGAACGGCUGGGUGAAGAACACCAGACAGGGCACCGUGAUCGGCCAGGUCCAGGGCCCUCCAGAGAAAGUCAGCGAGAUGAAGCACUGGCUGAGGUAUGUUGGCAGUCCCAGCUCUCGUAUCGACCGUGCUGAGUUCACUAACGAGAGGGACAUUUCUAAACUGGAGGUCCGUGGAUUCGGCACUCGUUAUUGAAUUCCACCUCCACGACAACGGCUCCUUAACCUUUUCAGAAAGCGUUCAUAAAGAAUUCAGUCAUCCUAUCCUCCCUGCUGAGUCACCUUCAUUACCAGACUGUUAUAUUUAAGCCUCAAUGAACAAAGCAUUUAUCAAAAUGUAACCAAAGACUUAACUAUUGCAUUAUUAAUACAUUUAUAUUUAUUAGUAGAUUUUCUGUAUGUAUAAAACCAAGCAUUAAUAUUUACAAAUUAAAUAAACUAUGUUUAUUUCAUUAUUUCUUUACUUAUGCUGAAUCUGUGACUUCUCCAAACUUGUGUUACAGUACAGAAUUGCCAAAUGAUUGUUUGCAUUUUAACGAACCACUCAGAAAUAAAGCAUUAUACUGGAAUCCA